Molecule: messenger RNA, 936 nt
Organism: Paramecium primaurelia
Lineage: Eukaryota; Ciliophora; Oligohymenophorea; Peniculida; Parameciidae
Source: the annotation of a GenBank genome assembly
AUGAAGUUUUAAAUCUUUUUAAUUAUUUCAUAACAAUUCCUUUAUUUUGCAUCAUCAGCUUGUGUUGAUGAAACUAGAACACCUAUAAAUAUUGGCAAAAUAUAACCUUGUCCAUUUUAUGAUAAUAAACCAGUCUGUUGUAGAUAAGAUAAUAUAGACUAAAUGAUAUCAAAUUAUCGUUCUAUUGAUGCAACAUUUGGUUAAGAUGGAGGAGGAUGUGAUAUGUAAUAUAAUAUUCAAGAUUAUUUAUUAGAUGUGGAGCUAAUUUGAAACGAUUUUGGUGUAUUUAUACUUGUGAUCCAGAUCAAACUAAUUUCAUGAAAUAUACAGGUCGAGCAAAUGUUACAGAUCCAGCAAAUAAAAAUAAAUUAAUUGAAGUCUAACUUGUAUCCCUUACAACUAAACCUUAAGUUGCAUGCGUAAAAUUAGAGAAAUAUAUCAUUUAGGAAGUGUAUUCUUCAUGUUCUCGUACAUCAUUUGUUAAUCAAGUUUCUGCUAUGCAAUCUCCUGGAGGAUUCUUCAAUUUCUUAGGAGAAUAAGCAAUGUAUUUCCAUUCAUUAUAUAUUUAGUACACAAGGACAAUAAUUUAUCACAUUUGAGUUUUCAGAUUAUGACUCUAUGAUUAUGGAUGACACUUGGAUGUGUAAUCAUAAAUCUAAUAUUACAACAGUGGAUGAUAAAGGAGUAAUUCAUUAUUGGGAUUAAUAUGGAUAUGAAAUUAAAUAAUAAUGUGGAUGUAAUACUUUUGAAGAGAGUUGUGAUGCAAAUUAAAUUUUAUACAAACCCACUGGAGUUUUAUAUGGAUUUGAGACUACUUAUGUACUAUUUACUUGGUUAUUUGUAAUAUUAUUUGCACUUGGUAUUACAAUAAUCAGAAAAUAUCAACAGAAUAAAAAAGCUAUUGAAAACUUAGAUAUUGGUUUAAUUACAAGUUGA